GCUGGGGGGCCCCGGACGCCCCGCGCGGCCAUGGCGGCGCCGGGGGACCCGCGGCGGCCCUACCGGCUAGCGCAGGAGGGCCGGCUGUGCGCCCUGCGGGAGGAGCUGCGGGGAGCCGGGCGCGCGAGCUGCCCGGGGCCCGCCGGGGACACCCUGCUGCACUGCGCCGCCCGCCACGGCCAUCGGGACGUGCUGGCCUACCUGGUGGAGUCCUGGGACAUGGACAUCGAGGCCGCCAACCGGGACUACAAGCGGCCUCUGCACGAGGCUGCCUCCAUGGGCCACCGGGACUGCGUGCGAUACCUGCUGGGCAGGGGAGCCGCGGUGGACUGCCUCAAGAAAGCCGACUGGACCCCACUGAUGAUGGCCUGCACAAGGAGGAAUCUCGAGGUGAUCCAGGACCUUGUGGAACAUGGCGCUAAUCCACUUCUUAAGAACAAAGACGGCUGGAACAGUGUCCACAUUGCCAGCCGAGAGGGGGACCCUGUGAUCCUCCAGUACUUGCUCACUGUUUGCCCAGACGCCUGGAAGACAGAGAGCAAGAUCGGGAGAACCCCCCUGCACACGGCAGCAAUGCAUGGCUGUUUAGAGGCAGUAAAGGUGCUUCUACAGAGGGGCCAGUACCAACCAGACUGCAGGGACAGGUGUGGCUCCACACCCUUCAUGGACGCGCUUCAGUGUGGCCACAUCGACGUAGCCAGGCUGCUGCUGGAAAAGCAUCAGGCCAGCGCGUCUGCCCAGGAUUCCCUGGGGGCGCAGGCCAUCCACAGGGCAGCGCUCACUGGGCAGAACGAAGCCAUCCGCUUCUUGGUCUGUGAACUCGGCACGGACGUGGACGUGAGAGCAGCAUCAGGCCACCUCACUGCACUGCACUACGCGGCGAAGGAAGGACACGUGAGCACAGUCCAGGUGCUCUUAGCCUUGGGUGCCGACAUCAACUGUAAAGACGCAAGAAAUCGAUCAGCCCUGCACCUGGCCUGCGCAGGCCAGCACGCGGCUUGUGUCGAGCUCCUUCUGCGGUCCGGGCUGAGGGACUCUCGGGACGACACGGGUGCCCUGGCUCAGCAGCUCGCGUGCAGCACGGACACCCUUCAGUGCUUCGACCACAGCGCGGUGUCCUGAGGGCAUUUCUGAGGAGGACAGCAAAAUGCAUGGUGAUUCACAUCCUGCUUGGGGAGUUCAGUGAAGUCGGUCAGAGAGAGCACGUGCGAUACAGAGAUAGAGGACGAGAGAGAAUCCCAAGUGGGCUCCGCGCUCAUAGCUCGGGGCUUGAUCCCUCAAACCGCGACCCGAGCCAACAUCAAGAGCUGGCUGCUGAACUGACUAAGCCACCCAGGCACCCCUGCCUGUUUACUUUCUUCUUUCAUAGACUUUUUCUUGGCCAUGACAUUGGUUUCACUUUGGUUUUGGAGCCAGGAAGGAGAUGCUUCCAACCUGCUUACACAGACAUCUGGGAGGAAAUAAUGAAAAUGUUUCUAUAUUCUGUGCACUGCUAGUUAAGCUAUGACAUUUUAAUCUUGAGGUUAUUUUUAUUAGGUUCUGUGUUGGCUUCUUUCGGGUAAUAAAUACACCUAAAAAAAUGCA
Molecule: messenger RNA, 1584 nt
Organism: Herpailurus yagouaroundi (jaguarundi)
Lineage: Eukaryota; Metazoa; Chordata; Mammalia; Carnivora; Felidae
Gene: ANKRD16
Product: ankyrin repeat domain 16
Exons: 8
Coding region: 31-1122 (363 amino acids)
Molecular function (GO): protein binding
Source: RefSeq, a predicted model, not a curated record